This is a messenger RNA of Carassius auratus (goldfish), 3721 nucleotides long. RefSeq names its product G protein-activated inward rectifier potassium channel 3. The transcript is spliced from 7 exons. Gene Ontology annotation, molecular function: inward rectifier potassium channel activity. The record is from RefSeq and is a predicted model, not a curated record. The coding region runs from base 1 to 1512 and encodes 503 amino acids. Gene Ontology annotation, biological process: regulation of monoatomic ion transmembrane transport; potassium ion import across plasma membrane. Gene Ontology annotation, cellular component: plasma membrane. Lineage: Eukaryota; Metazoa; Chordata; Actinopteri; Cypriniformes; Cyprinidae.
AUGGCACUGGACAACACCGGCUUCUCAUCGUGCGCCGAAUCCCUGUCCCUCCCAGUUCCAGAGAAAGGGGAGGAGCCUGUGGAGGAGGCCCCAAAGGAUGCUCCGCCCACCAAUGUACAGAACGUAUUCGAGGAGCUGGGGCAUGUCGUAACCACGGAGACAGCCCCGCCCACACAGCAACAGGCCAAUAACAGCAUGUCCUUCCAGGAUAAGAUGGCAGCGAGGGAGGCACAAGCCAAUCAGCCAUUCAAGAAGAAAAUUCAAGGGGCAGUGCAAGAGAGGGGCAGGUUUGGAUGGGGACGCAACAAGCGUAAAAGACAGCGCUAUGUGGAGAAAAACGGCCGUUGUAAUGUGCAGCAUGGUAACAUGCGUAAGACAUACCGUUACCUGACGGAUAUCUUCACCACACUGGUGGAUCUGAACUGGCGUUGCUCUCUGCUGGUCUUUGUCAUGGCGUAUGCAGUCACCUGGCUCUUCUUUGGAGCAAUAUGGUAUCUCAUUGCAUACUGCAGGGGUGAUCUGGAUCAUUUGGAGGAUGAGGCGUGGACUCCAUGUGUAAAUAAUGUUAAUGGAUUCAUCUCUGCGUUUCUUUUCUCCAUUGAAACGGAGACGACCAUUGGCUACGGUCACCGUGUCAUCACUGACCAGUGCCCAGUGGGCACCAUGUUACUCCUGCUACAGGCCAUACUGGGAUCUAUGGUCAAUGCAUUCAUGGUUGGUUGUAUGUUUGUGAAGAUCUCCCAGCCGAAUAAGCGUGCGGAGACCUUGGUGUUUUCUCGUAAUGCUGUCAUCUCAUUGCGGGAUGACAAGCUCUGUUUGAUGUUCCGCGUCGGGGACUUGAGAUCCUCCCACAUUGUGGGCGCCAACAUGAGAGCCAAACUUAUCAAAUCCAAACAGACACAGGAGGGUGAGUUUAUUCCGCUGGAUCAGACUGAUAUCAGUGUUGGUUUUGAGACAGGGGAUGAUCGUCUCUUCCUGGUGUCUCCGUUAGUGAUCUCUCACGAGAUCGAUGUCCGCUCUCCGUUCUGGGACAUGUCACAAUCUCAGCUGGAGAAAGAGGACUUUGAGGUUGUGGUCAUCUUGGAGGGGAUGGUGGAAGCUACAGGAAUGACCUGUCAGGCACGGAGCUCUUACCUGGCUGAAGAACUGUUAUGGGGUCACAGGUUUAGUCCCAUGAUGACGCUGGCUGAGGGAUUCUUUGACGUGGAUUAUGGGGCUUUUCACCACACUUUUGAGGUGGACACGCCCUCCUGUUCUGCGAGAGCCCUGGCAUUGGCUGCCGCCCGUUUGGACGCUCAUCUCUAUUGGUCGAUCUCCAGUCGGCUUGAUGAAGAGAAAUGGGAGGAGCCUAAUGCGACUGAGCAAACGGGGAAGUCCACUGAUUCAGAAUCUGUCAGGGAGGGAGACAGGCCAACAUUUACUGUGGGCGGAGUUACAAAUACCCAGGACCAAUCGGUUGUAGGAGAGCAGAACGGCAGUGUGACCACUGACCAGUCAGAAUCUGAGGCUUAAAAGGAUGCAAGAAUGUAAAAAGGUACGGAAAAUGUUCGAAGGAGUCCACAGUUGAUGUAAAUUUAACUUUAGACUGGAUUGUUCAAUGAUCCAGGCCGCCUUCUUUGAGUUAUAUUUUUAAAUGUAUAGUCGCUAAUGCCUAGCAUAGAAUACUUUCCCCAAGGGGGAAAUCCUAGUGUCUCCUUGCUGUGUUUUCAGUCAGAUUAAAUCUUAACUUUUGAUGUUUCACGACAACACCAACGCCUUUGAAUUCACUAGUAGCUAUAAUUCAAACUCUAGUGGGCUGCCUCACUGUCUGCCGUCUACUUAAGUAUCAUUCUAAAUGCUAUGAAACCUGUGACGCACACAUGCGGUGUUGUCUUAAAGGGAUAGUUCACCCAAAAAAACGAAAACUCUGUCAUGAUUUACACACGCUCAUGUUGUUCUAAACCUAAAAGUUUGUUUCUUGUGCUGGACAGAAAAGAAGAUAUUUCGAAGAAUGUGAGUAAUGAAACAGUUGCUGGUCCACCUUUGACUUCAUGGUGUAGAAGUCAAUGGCUACCGGCAGCUGUUGGGUUAACCACAUUCUUCAGAAUAUCUUCUCUUGUCUUGAACAGAACAAAGAAAGGUUUGGAACAACAUAAGGGCAAGUAACCGACAGCAUUGUCAUUUUUGGGUGAACUAUGCCUUUAAAAUGAGGCUAAAACGAAAUAUCUUACAUGGUGUUUAGGUAGGCAACUCGCUAGGUAUUGAAACUGAACUGACAUGUCUGAUUGGUAUUAGUUUCAAUCAUUUGAGUAAACUUAACAGUCCUUAACGUUUCACUUCUUUUCUUUCUUAAGUGUUCAGCCAGUUCGGUUCAACCGUUACUGUUUUUAAACCAAUCUUUUAGAAGUCAGUGACAGUUGUUUACCGUCACUUUGACUAGUUUCACAUGUACCUGAAAAAGAAGUGAAUGUGUUACUAUAGCGACAUCCCAAUUUGCUACAUCACACAGCAGAGUUUAGCAUUAGUUUCUUAAGAGUCAGCCGGUGAUAAAAUUAGCACACGCUGAAGACAGCCGAACAGAGUUUAGCCUGUCAUUUGUAUCCAUGCCAUUAUGUGAGUGGAUCUAGAUGAUAAGUGGAUUAAUUGGAUUAAAAUAAGAGCGAUAUUGGAAGCUAUUAUGCCAUUGCAACUUUUCAAUAUCCUAAUUAAAUCAAUGUAGAAAUUAGCAUCAUCCUGAGAUUAAUUAGCUGUACAAACACACUGCUGUUCUUUGUAUCUCUUAUUUAUUGAAUCCAAAUGUGUUCAUAGCAACAAAUAACUCACUGCUCAGUUGCUGUCGCAGAUGAAAUAAGAGAGAGACAUUUUAAAGUGGCCAAUAAAGAGAAUUUAUAUUAAUAAGUGAAUAUUUCCAACAUAUCAACAGGCCAUUUUUGAUGUCUGGUCCAGGUCUAUUCCCAUGCUGGUUCUGCUAUGUAUAUAUAUAUAUAAACAAAAAAGUAUAUUAAUGAAGAGCAACAAUGCAGAAUAAACAGGGGUUUAAUUAAAUUCAGAAAUGUUUAAGUUAAAGGGAACAGUUGCAUUUUUUAAAGAGUUCAAUAAAAAAAAAAGAUUUUCAUAUGCUGCUCUCUAUAUUUUUCUGAUGGUCUCUCUUUAAUACCAAAAGAGUUUAACACAGAAUUGUAUAUGUAGUUCAUAAAAAUGAAGUUGUGGCUUUCAUUUAGACACUAUGAUCAGUAUUUCUAGUUCUCUUAGUUUCCUUUAGAAUAAUCUUGUUUAAUAAUUUGUUUUUGGAACAUGGAUCCCUAACACAACUUUUAAAUUAUUCACUGUAUGUUGAAGAAAGCAGAGUGAUGCUGGAUCUGUUUUACGCUGAAAACCUCAGUUUGACAUGUAAUGUAGACAGAACUCUCGUGAGCGAUGCACUGAUGUGUGUUUUUGUAGAGUAAUAUGUGUGUGGUGUGUUACAUAGAACCAUCAAUCUGGACCUCUAUUAUUAAAUGAAAGCUUUCAAUGCAUCAUUAUAAAAACUCUAUUAUAUUUAAGUACACUCACUAUUCAGAAAAGUUUGAAUAAAUCGAAGGUCCACUCAGUAAUAUUUGUUGUCUUUAUUAUUGUGUUGAAGUUCUCAGUUCUCAGUGCAGAAGUGUUUGCCGACAUGCAUGAUUAAAUUAUUAUGAAAGUUCAAAUGUUUGUGUUUUUUAAAGUCUCUUAUGCUCAUCAAGGCUGCAUUUAUUUGAUCAAA